Molecule: messenger RNA, 1207 nt
Organism: Glycine soja
Lineage: Eukaryota; Viridiplantae; Streptophyta; Magnoliopsida; Fabales; Fabaceae
Product: probable inactive heme oxygenase 2, chloroplastic
Exons: 4
Coding region: 147-980 (277 amino acids)
Biological process (GO): heme oxidation; phytochromobilin biosynthetic process
Molecular function (GO): heme oxygenase (decyclizing) activity
Source: RefSeq, a predicted model, not a curated record
AGGGUAGAAUUAAAAUUGUUGGCAUGGACACUAGGAUUUCUUGGUUAAGAAAUGAAAUUUGAUUACACACGCAGCAUAGAAGUGCAGAGCACUGAAAACGGUAUCCAUCAAUCAAUCAGCAGGGAAGAAAAAGAAAGGAAGGAGCGAUGUGGUUAACAGCGAAACCCAUUCGACAACUAUGCUUCCCACUCCCAAUCUCAGUCCCAAACAAGUUCUGCAAUUGCAGCUUAUCCAUAACAGCAACAACCAACACCAACGCCGAAAUUACUACUACUCUCACUCAAACUCCUAAGCCAAAGCCGAACCCUAAGUCGACGUUGAAGAAGCGAAAGAGGUACCGGAAGCUAUAUCCCGGAGAGACCACCGGCAUCACCGAAGAGAUGAGGUUCGUCGCCAUGAGACUCCGCACCAACGACACCGUUUCUCAACAAGAACACCAAUCGCAUUCCGACGCGUGGCAGGCCUCCAUGGAAGGCUUCCUCUCUUACCUCGUCGACAGCCACCUCAUCUUCGCCACCCUCCAACGCAUCGUCGACGAAUCCGACAACGUUUCCUAUGCAUACAUGAGGAAAACUGGGUUGGAAAGAUCAGAAGGGCUGUUGAAGGAUCUGAAAUGGUUGGAGGAAGAAGGAAAUAUGAUUCCGACUCCUGGUUCUCCAGGGCUUACAUAUGCCAAAUAUUUGGAGGAACUCGCAGAGAUAAGCGCACCCUUGUUUCUCUCCCAUUUCUACAAUAUCUAUUUUUCUCAUAUAGCUGCUGGUCAGGUCAUUGGAAAGAAGGUUUCUGAAGAGCUCUUGGAAGGCAAGGAGUUGGAGUUUUACAAAUGGGAAGGAGAUGUACCUGACUUGUUGAAAGAUGUUCGUGAUAAGCUCAACAUGCUUUCAGAGCAUUGGUCUCGAGAUGAAAAGAAUAGAUGUUUAAAAGAAACUACAAAGGCAUUCCGGUAUAUGGGACAAAUUGUUCGUCUAAUUGUCUCAUAAAUAGACAUUUGUUCUUUUUUUUUUGUUAACAACACUGCCGUCUUUGAUGGUAAGCUUUCUAAUAUUUCCUUUUCUUCCUAUAGCUUCUCUAAUUUGUGGCUUUUAAUUGAUGGAGGGGUAUCCCUAACUUUGUAAAGUUCGAUACAUUCUUGAGAGAAUAUUUGUUUGAUUUACUUUUAUGCCUUAUCAGAGAAAUGAUGCUCUCAAGUAUCCCACUUUACACUUCA